Molecule: messenger RNA, 1154 nt
Organism: Drosophila kikkawai
Lineage: Eukaryota; Metazoa; Arthropoda; Insecta; Diptera; Drosophilidae
Gene: Tengl1
Product: Testis EndoG-Like 1
Biological process (GO): apoptotic DNA fragmentation
Cellular component (GO): mitochondrial inner membrane; nucleus
Molecular function (GO): nucleic acid binding; single-stranded DNA endonuclease activity; RNA endonuclease activity
Source: RefSeq, a predicted model, not a curated record
CCUAGUCACAUAUCAGUCUAAAAUCAAACGUUGGAUAGUUUUACUAAAAGCAACAUACACACACGUAUUAUUUAUGCUAUUACAUUUCUUAUUUUCAAAAUCUAAAUUAUCAUUGUUGAGUGAUUGAUGGAUAAAGAUGCCUGCAACGGGCAUCCUCGGUAUCCUGGCGGCCACAGCCGGGUCUUUUUUUGCCCUGGGCGCCUACUAUCAGCACACUGAUGUGCUGCGAAAUAUCCAACGACUGGAGCAGCGCAAUCCCCAUGCCUACUUCAUCCGGCGAAAGCUUUACCGAUUGCUGGACAUCUUUACAGUAGAGGAAGAGAGCAAAGAGCUCGUAGGGGAUUGUCAGGAUACUCACAAACUGGCUGGGAUCAUGAAGUAUGGCUUCCCCAGCACAAAUGAUAUUAGUCUCAACGAGGCCUUCGACUUUGUGACCUCCUUCGAUCACCGAAACUCUUCCAUACAGUGGAUGUGCGAGCGUGUGGACCUGUCUAGCUGUGCCGUUAAAGGGAAUCCCACAUCAUAUCUAGCUUCUGCGGGAGCAUUUAACAAAUCGGAGGCUGCCCGCGUAUUUUUCCUGUCCAACAUAAAGCCCUUCCUGAACAGGGGCUUCAAUCUCACCGUGUGGGAGCGACUGCUGCAGCACGUGAACGAUAUGAGCCGGCAGAAUGGCACCGUAUACGUUUACACGGGCUCCAUUUACUUGCCCCGGGAGGUCAAGUCCAACAAUUGGUUCCUGGAGUACCAGACGGAGGAAAAAACCAUGGUCGCAGUACCCACGCACUUCUUCAAGGUUCUGGUCAUGGAUUCCAAGUUGGAAGGGGAUUCCAUACCCUAUGCAGAGGCCUAUGUAAUGCCCAAUACGCCGCUGAACAAUAACGUGGAACUGAAGACCCUUCUCAGUGAUAUCCGGGAGAUAGAGAAUAUCACGGGUCUGCGAUUCUUUGAGGGCCUGGAUCGCAACUUUAUCAAUACCCAAGUGUCUGGCUCAUUUGUCAGUUUAAUAGCCAGUCCGCCAGCCAUUUCCGUGGGCCAUCUGGCAACCAGUGAAGUGAUCAAUCCAGUAUCAAAUUCUGCAAAUGUUUCAUUGACCACCAGCUUGGUUGAUAUCCAGAAUUUGGAUUGAGUGAAUAAAAAAUAAUGGUCUUAAAAAA